Molecule: messenger RNA, 2748 nt
Organism: Aphis gossypii (cotton aphid)
Lineage: Eukaryota; Metazoa; Arthropoda; Insecta; Hemiptera; Aphididae
Product: putative histone-lysine N-methyltransferase 1
Exons: 11
Coding region: 676-2748 (690 amino acids)
Source: RefSeq, a predicted model, not a curated record
AAUUCCAUAUUUGGGUCAGGGCUACAUAUUUUAUCAAAAAUAAUAGAAUACAAAACAGAUAUAAUAUCAACUUUUGCCUACUAGUUAAAGAAUUUACAUUAUCAACAGAAAUUUCAGAAGAGAGUAAAUUGACUGAGUCUAAGUUUAUUUAAUGUAUUUUUAACAGAUUAUCGAAUGGUAUAAAUGUAUAAUAUAUCAGUAUUUUAUUAAAUUAAACUUCUCUGUAAUGAAAAUAAAAAUUAAUUUUUGCUAUGUUUCGGAAUUCCGGAUGAAUGAUGUUUUUUUUUUUUUUAAACGUUCCCUACAUUAUAUGGCUGAAAUAAAAAUAAGAAAUUCGCAUGAACUAUUAUAACAACCGUUGUCAUUUAAUAAAUAAUUGAAUAGUUUGAUUGUAAACAAUUAUUAGUGUUUUAGUAUUCAUAGUACUAAUAUAGUUCGCGUUCACGAUAUAUUGAAAAAUAUAUGAAAACGAAUAUUUAUAAAGAAUAAUAAUUAUUCUUUUAUAUUUUUUGUAAGUUUAUUAAUUGAUAAACAAGCAGACUUCACUGAAACCUGUCUCAUCAGAUUUUACGAGAAGUUAAAACAUAUAUACGAGGCAUUAGACCUUACGAAGACAGUUAUUGUAAAUUCGUAAAUAACGACAACAAAAUCGUCGCACAAAGAGUCGUAUACAAAAUGGCAGAAAAAAAGGGAGAUGAAUUGAAAAAUACGGAGAAAGAACAACAUAAGCUUUUUCCGACAAAGCUGGCACAAGACGGAAGCUUAAUUGUUAACUUAUUGCAGUCAAGAACUAUUGAUAGAGAGCCAAGAGUGGUAGUUGAAAAACCAAAAGCUGAUAACGCGGAAUUAGAAAAGAACGAAAACAUAUUUAAGAACAAUAAUAAUAUUCAAUACAAAUUUAAAUUGAAUCCGCUUGCAAAGGAGUUCUCAAUGACAAUGCCGAAAAGCGAUUCGAAUGAAAAUCUUGUGAUGGAAUUAAAUUCAACUCGUGAUAACAUCUCAAAACCAAUUACGGUUAAUAAUGCAGCAUCAAAUAAGAGUGAUCAUAAAAGGAAUGAAUGUGUUGAGAACAAACUUUGUAUUCCAAAAAAUACAUUCAAGUUGAAUCCGCUUGCAAAAGAGUUCAUUAUGCCAAUGCCGAAAAGCGAUUCGAAUGAAAAUCAUAUCACGGAAUUAAACAAUACUCGCGAAAACAUCUCAAAACCAACUACGGUUAAUAAUGCAGCACCAAAUAAGAGUGAUCAUAAAAGGGAUGAAUGUGUUGAGAACAAAGUGUGUAUUCCAACUAAUACAUUCAAGUUGAAUCCGCUUGCAAAAGAGUUCAUUAUGCCAAUGCCGAAAAGCGAUUCGAAUGAAAAUCAUAUCACGGAAUUAAACGCUAUUCGUGAAAACAUCUCAAAACCAAUUACGGUUAAUAAUGCAGCAUCAAAUAAGAGUGAUCAUAAAAGGAAUGAAUGUGUUGAGAACAAACUUUGUAUUCCAAAAAAUACAUUCAAGUUGAAUCCGCUUGCAAAAGAGUUCAUUAUGCCAAUGCCGAAAAGCGAUUCGAAUGAAAAUCAUAUCACGGAAUUAAACAAUACUCGCGAAAACAUCUCAAAACCAACUACGGUUAAUAAUGCAGCACCAAAUAAGAGUGAUCAUAAAAGGGAUGAAUGUGUUGAGAACAAAGUGUGUAUUCCAACUAAUACAUUCAAGUUGAAUCCGCUUGCAAAAGAGUUCAUUAUGCCAAUGCCGAAAAGCGAUUCGAAUGAAAAUCAUAUCACGGAAUUAAACGCUAUUCGUGAAAACAUCUCAAAACCAAUUACGGUUAAUAAUGCAGCAUCAAAUAAGAGUGAUCAUAAAAGGAAUGAAUGUGUUGAGAACAAACUUUGUAUUCCAAAAAAUACAUUCAAGUUGAAUCCGCUUGCAAAAGAGUUCAUUAUGCCAAUGCAGAAAUGCAAUUCGAAUGAAAAUCAUAUCACGGAAUUAAACGCUAUUCGUGAAAACAUCUCAAAACCAACUACGGUUAAUAAUGCAGCACCAAAUAAGAGUGAUCGUAAAAGGGAUGAAUGUGUUGAGAACAAAGUUUGUAUUCCAAACAAUACAUACAAGUUGAAUCUGCUUGAAAAAGAGUUCAUUAUGCCAAUGCCGAAAUGCAAUUCGAAUGAAAAUCAUAUCACGGAAUUAAACGCUACUCGUGAAAACAUCUCAAAACCAAGUUCGGUUAAUAAUGUAGCACUAAACAGGAGCGAUCAUAAAAGGGAUGAAUGUGUUGAGAACAAAGUUUGUAUUCCAAACAAUACAUACAAGUUGAAUCUGCUUGAAAAAGAGUUCAUUAUGCCAAUGCCGAAAUGCGAACCGAAUGAAAAUCUUGUCAUGGAAUUAAAUUCCUCUUGUGAUAACAUCUCAAAACAAGUAAAGGAUAAUGAUGUAGUACAGAACGGCAGUAAUCGCCAAAGGGAUGAAAGUGUAGAGACCCUGAGCUGUAUUCCACCUCACAAGUUCACAUUAAAUACUAUGGCGAAGAAAAGAUCGAUUUCGAUACAUAAAAGCGAUUCGAAUAAAGAUCUUGUAAUGGACUUAAGCUCUAUUUCUAAUAAAGUUCCGACACAAUUGAAACAGAAUGAAGAGAAUUUUGGACAACAUUCUUUUAAUCACAUAAUGGAUGUUCCACCAGAAAUAAGUUCUUCACGGCGUAAAUCAAAAAAUUGGAUAGUUCGCUUUUUUACCUAUUGUUUAAAAAAAUUAUCUUUUAAAACCCGCCGUUAG